UUUUUUUUUUAGUUUAGGCCUAAAUACCACAUUUUAGCUUUGACAACUUGUGCAUAUGCGCAGAAAGGGUAGAAGAAUAUAUUCAUCUCUCAAAUUUUGUUCUAUUCCAUCCAUUGUUUACCACAUCACAUGUUCCUAAGUCAAGGCGUAUUUCUGAGAGAUUUAGAGGAUCACAGACAGAUGACAACGGACAGAUGACAACAUGACAAUUCACCCCAAAAAUAAAAAAUAAGAUCGCGUUGAAGGCUUAGUCUUAGAGUUUCUCUCGGCAUUAAAAUGCGAAAUUAAAAACCUUUAAAUACAUAGAAAGGUGUCUGUACCAGUUGAGUAAGAAAACUUGCUUGGUUCAGGAUAUGACACUUGCAUAGAAUUCUGUGGUCCCAUAAUUGGAAUCUUGGGAUCAAAAACCUAUUAAUGGCAAAUAUGUACCAACAGUUUUAGGGAAGAGUACCGUGUAUCAGAAACUCUCGCCCGAGAUGAAAUAAAAUAUACAUAUGGUUGUCUGGCUUAAACAUUACAUCUAUACUGAAAGUUUGAAGGUUAAUUCACUUUAUUGAUUACCACAUGAUGUUUAUUUGUCUUACACACUGUAUUAAUUAAGUGGGGAUACAUAUUGAUAAUUAAUCACAGUGAACAAAAGAAAAUAUGUAAAGCAGUAUUCGUAUACUGUACAUAACAUAGUUAUCGUGAUGGACCCAGGAUAUCACUAGCGGUUAUGUGGAGUCUUAAGGGUUUUUCUCAAUAUUGAAGUAGAAUUAAAUUUUGAAAAGUAUCUAAAGAAAAUUCCUGGGUUGGAUUUGAGGACAGACAGGUAGGGACUUGGUUGGAAUAAUGUUUACAUCGCAUCGGUCGAAUCAACUUGGAAACCAAUGAAGUACUUAUGUCUCUAUGACUAAAGAAGAUGUAUAACUAAGUUUUAAAUAUAUCUCAUUUUGAUUUCAAGUGCCUAUAUGUAUAUGAUCCAGUUUUCAUUCAUACAAGAUCAAAAGUUGCUCUCGGUGUUACCCUUGCUGGUAUGGGAUGUUGAAAAGGUGUUAUCUAUUUCUGAAAAUAUUGAUAAGAAUGAUAAUACAUAUAGACUUGUAUCUACAUCAUACCCAACACACAUUGGGACAAGGCGGGAUAAUUCUAAUAAAUGGUGAUAAUAAAUAAAAUCAUACUAUUUAUUUUGUUUUCAGGAUUUUCAGUAUUCAAAAAUGGAAUUCCCAUUAGAAGAAGAAGGUGUGUACAGUUUUAACGAUUUUGUAUUGCCCUCGCCGUCGCCGCUGGGUGAUGAGGAAGAGCAAAUUUCUAGGCCUUCGUCUUCAAAGGACAGGUCUGUAUAUGGGUACGAGCGCAUGACUCCUAAACCCCCUGCUUACCACAGUGAUGCCACAAAUCAUCAAAUAGAUCACGUGAAGAGACCACUCUCCAAGGGCACACGUUCACAUUUAAUGUCACCCGAAAGAUCCAAGGUUUCCUGCUGUCGUCCACAGACUGGAUCUGACAAUGCGUCUGACACAAGUCAGGAGAUUCAGCCAAGUCUAUCAUCGAAAAUGUCGAACUCCAGAAUCUUCGAUUCUCAAAACCCGAGUUUGAGCCACAUUAGAGCAGAUGUUAACGAAGGUAUUGAUAUUCUGAACAAGCCUAAACUAGUGAAUGGUGGUCCUCAUCAAAGUUCAGAGAGAAAUAGCUGUUCUUUGGAUGCAACAAAAAAGGGCAUUUGGAGUGAGAGUGAAAAUAAGGAGACAAGCCCGAUUUCUCCAGAGGAUCGAAACUUUUCUGAAAACUCCAAAAUGGAAGUCUUGUCCAAGCUGAGCGAUGAGACUCUGGUUCACAACUGUCAGUCCAAUACAGAAAAUUUCGACUUGAAAUCUUCAAGUUCAACGAGCAUGGAUUCCUUCAGCGAAAGACGUGUUAAUGGUCAAGAGUUUGGCUUUCUAAAAGACCCUACACCAUCCACCAUCAAUAUUUCUAUGCAUGCUGUACCCAAAAAGCCAAGAACCACUUCUGCAAUCUAUAGCAAUGUUGUAAAGCAAAAACCCUACCGCUCGUGAGUCAAAAUUGGAAGUCAGAUCACAGAAGAGGAAGACGAAUACGCAUGUGAAAUCAACACAAAUAAUGAUUUCAAUGCAAGAAGCACUGUGAAUCUCAGAGUGCCGAAAAGUUCUGACGAUCCCGGAGAUCUCCAAUCAAAAGAGUGUUUCGAGAGCGAUGAGGAUGCAACCCCAGAUAAUUCUCACCACGUGGCCCCAAACAUAGAAAACAUAUAUAAGCCGGCCGAAUUUAAUGGAAACUUUGCCCAUAUGUUAGAUGUUAGUGAAACAAAACUAGCAAUGCGGCAUCAUGAAGACAGUAAAAACGAGAGGUAUCAUGUUAAUAUUUGCGAAGAAUUGCAAAUACCCAUGGUCGAAGAGAUAAAGAGCGGGGAACAGAAACAGGCCAAAACAAAAGAGACAACUAUUUCCUGUGUACCUGUAGUUAAGAAUCAUGGGGGUAAAAAAAAUAGCCACAAAUCAAAGAAAGAAAAUGAAACCAAAAGAGAAACUGAAACUGCUGCAGUCAAAUCCCUAGCUGGGCGAAACGCUUACGAUGAGCAACAACGCGCCGAAUUAAAGAGACGCAGCGGAAAAAGAUCAAAAACAACAUUGAAAAGGAUAGGAAAACUUCCUCUGAGAUUAUCACUGAAACAAACAUAAAAAAGAAGAUGAAAAAGCAGUCUGCAGAGGACAAAGGAAGUCUAUAGUAACCUAUAGCAAUGCUCGUAAAACGCUACAUGUGAGAAUGGAAUCUGAAGCGAGUGAUUUGUGCUCGGAAAAAGAUCAAGCCAGGAUUGUAGAACACCCAAAGGAAAACUUCAGCUACGAGUAUGAAGAUGAUUUUGAAAGCGACGAUGAGAUUAAAUCAUCCAUGAGCAACGCUAAGCAGGCGGGUAUCAGAAAUAUUACCAUUCCGUCGUCUUCAAAUACAAAAACCCCAAAAGAGGCCAUGCUGUGGGAAAGAAGAAAUCAUAUGCUGAAAAGUCUCAUCGCACAAAAGUUCCUCCGGGACCCAAGGAACUCGUAUCAUCCAAGGAAAGCGCCUUCGCUCUACCCAAAAUUGUUGGUGUUGAAUCUACAGAACCUUUAAGUAAACAGCUCCGUUAUGCAAAAGAUAAAAAGCCGCACGCUCAAGGAACAAAAGAACUGUGCCUUCCACCGAUAGAAUUAAACAAUUUUGUAAUUACAAAAAUUCCUAUGCGAACAAGCUCAAAAGAAAAAAAUUACACUAUUGAGGCUCAAAAUAUGUUGGCAAAAGAGAAGUCAUUGGAGACUUUCAACAGACGAUCACAAUACCAGGACCAGUCUGCACAUAGUGGAAUGGCCUAUUCCCGACGUAAGUCAAGUGUUCGAAGGAAAUCCAGCGCUAGAUAUGAUCGCGACAUACUGGAGAACCGUGCCAGAGCCCCUUUAUUUGACACGCAGAGGGAUGAAGAAGUGAAAGUGAAACUUCCCAAACUAUGAUUCAAUGUUGGGGUAGCUAAAUUCAUUUCCUAGUCAAUAUGAUAUGUCGACUUGUCAUUAAGAUCUGUUAAAGCUGUCAUGAAUUCAUCAAUACUUGUAUAGUAAAAUUGUUUAUGUCCGCUUAUCCGCCAAUAUUGUUAUAUGUAUCAGGGUUUGCAUGGUAUAUAAGUUUUUCUUCGCUUUAUUUCACAUCAGUUGUUCCGAUUUAGCUGUGCGGGUAGCCUCGACAGGUAUUGUACUGUAUUGUUUAUUUCCAAAAGCAGUACUGAAAAUACAUGUAACAUAAUUAUAUUACAAUACUAACAUCAAUGAAAAAGACAUCAAUAAGUUAUAAUAAAAAUUUUUAAGCAUAAAAUAGAGCACGUGUCUCAAAUAUAAAGGACAUAUUUAUUGAUACAUUGAGGAUAAACCUCUUUAUGUUGUGGCCUCUGAUUUCAGUUUACAAGCUUUAUACAAAAAAUUCCCCAAAUUAUUCAUAACACUUGUAUUUGUAUUUGAGUACUACUGUAAUAAUUUAUACAUUGACCAAUUUUCAUAAUAAUAUUUAUCAAUAUAUAAUUUUCUUAGUUUUUCAUAUAAAAGACAAAUAAAUAUAAAAUGAUAUUCGUCUUCAAUAUCUCUAAUUGUACAUAAUUUACACGUUCUGUUACACUCAGGUAACCGUAUAUCAAAAUAUCUCUCUUUCGAUUUCCAGCUUAUGAAAGGACAAUCUAAAUUUACUUAAAGGUAACAUGUUCAUCUACAAUACUAAGGUAUAGGACAUCAAAAAGAAAUGAAAUCACGAUUUAGAACACCAUGCAGUGUUGAAAAUUUUAAGUUACAGAUGAAGUUCGAAUUGGGUUUCGGUCCCUUGAUUUUCACCAAGUUAUGGCCCUUGGGUUUAGAAAAAUAGCAAGAAUUAACAGUUUUCCACACUUUUUCUCUCUCUUUUCUUGCAGAUAUUUAUUUCAUAUUUAGUACAUUGCUCUGCCAUAACAAAUUACAGAUCAAGUUCGAAUUUGGUUUCCAUCCAUUGAUUGUUCACUAAAUUAAGGCCCUUGGACUUGGAAGAGUAGUAUGAAUUAUCAGUUUUCACACUUGUUUUUUUUAUGUUCUUGCAGAUAUUUAUUUUCUAUAUAGUACAUUGCUUUGGCAUAACAAGCUACAAAUCAAGUUUAAGGUAACUCCACCCUUCUAGAAUUAUAGGCUCAAUCUUAUAUG
This is a messenger RNA of Ostrea edulis (European flat oyster), 4682 nucleotides long. RefSeq lists its product as uncharacterized. The coding region runs from base 1197 to 2036 and encodes 279 amino acids. The transcript has a single exon. NCBI's taxonomy places the organism in Eukaryota, Metazoa, Mollusca, Bivalvia, Ostreida, Ostreidae. The record is from RefSeq and is a predicted model, not a curated record.